AUGAAUAAAUUCAUGUACUUUGCGUAUGGUAGCAACAUGCUUGCAGACCGGAUUCAUAUUCAAAAUCCAACUGCUGUAAGAAUUGGAACCGGCAAACUGAAUGCGUUCCGUUUAGAUUUUAAAGGAUUUUCAAAUUUUUGGGGCGGAUGUCCAUCAACAGUUGUUCCAGACCCUGAGGAACAUGUUUGGGGUGUUUUGUGGCAGCUGAAUACCAGUGAUUUGAGCAAUCUAGAUCAACAAGAAGGUGUUGAGAAAAAAAUCUAUGUACCAUUUGAGGCAAACGUUGUGACACCAAAUGGGGAUAAUGUAUUAAGUCGCUGUUACAUGUUAGUCAAUCAGCCUGCUAAACAAAUACCAUUGCCACUUGACAGAAGACCAUCAAAAGCAUAUCUAGAAACUAUAAUACUAGGGGCAAAUGAAAGUGGUUUACCAUUGGAUUAUUUACAAUUUCUUAAUGAAAUACUUGAUAAUGGCAAUGAUGGCCCAAAAAUGCCAUGGUCCAAGCGUGAACCACAAACUACUGAGUUGUAA
Molecule: messenger RNA, 531 nt
Organism: Macrosiphum euphorbiae (potato aphid)
Lineage: Eukaryota; Metazoa; Arthropoda; Insecta; Hemiptera; Aphididae
Source: the annotation of a GenBank genome assembly